This is a messenger RNA of Miscanthus lutarioriparius, 2637 nucleotides long. The record is from the annotation of a GenBank genome assembly. NCBI's taxonomy places the organism in Eukaryota, Viridiplantae, Streptophyta, Magnoliopsida, Poales, Poaceae.
AUGGAUCCCUCCUCCGGAUCCGCCUCCCGCCACGGUCGCCUCCUCAUCUCGCCGUCGCUCUCCACCCGCUCCCCGUCCCCCUCGCCGGCCGCGUCCCCCGCGCCACACCACCACCAGGAGCGCCGCAACUCUACUUCCUCCCCGAAGCCCCUGGUCCCCUUCCCGGCCUCCUCCUCUUCCGCCAACAGGCCCCGCUCCUCCUUCGGCGGCGCGGGGCCCCGCGGCUCCGCGGCGGCGACCUCGGCCUCGGGCCCGGCGUUCGCCCACAACGCGCGCCUCGCGGUGGCGCUGGUGCCCGCCGCGGCCUUCCUUCUCGACCUUGGCGGGCUCCCCGUCUUCGCCGUCCUCGCCAUCGGCCUCGCGGCGGCAUACCUCCUCGACGCGCUCCAGCUGCGCCAGGGCGCCUUCUUCACCGUCUGGGCGGCGCUGCUCGCGGCCGAUGUCGCCUUCUUCUUCUCCGCCUCGCUAUCAUCUGCUGCUGCCGCCUCGCUGCCGCUCACCGCCCUCGCGCUGCUUCUCUGCGCUGAGACCUCCUUCCUCAUUGGCGUAUGGGCGUCGCUGCAGUUCCGAUGGAUCCAGCUCGAGAACCCGACCAUUGUUGCCGCCCUAGAGCGGUUGCUCUUUGCCUGUGUGCCCAUCGCCGCACCUGCCCUCUUCACGUGGGCUCUCGUAUCCGCGGUUGGCAUGGCCAAUGCAUCCUACUACUUUGCCGCGUUCUGCAUGGUGUUCUACUGGCUGUUCUCCAUACCCCGUCCGUCCAGCUUCAAUAGCAGGAAGCAGGAUACUCCAAUACUGGACAGUGAUGGCAUUCUUGGCCCGUUGGAGAGCUGUGUGCAUUCGCUGUAUGUGCUGUUCGUGCCGGUGUUGUUCCAUGCUGUGUCCCAUCAUGCCACACUCUUCACAUCGUGGGCCAGUGUGUGUGAAUUGCUGCUGCUGUUCUUCAUACCAUUCUUGUUCCAGCUUUAUGCUUCCACUCGUGGUGCACUGUGGUGGAUCACCAGGGAUGCACGUGCAAUGGACCAGAUAAGAAUCGUGAAUGGGUUCGUUGCACUGGUCGUGGUGGUGCUUUGCCUUGAGGUGCGAGUUGUGUUCCACACGUUUGGAAGAUACAUUCAUGCUCCACCACCGCUGAAUUACCUGCUUGUAACGGUCACAAUGCUUGGUGGCGCUUUGGGCCUUGCAGCCCAUGCUGCGGGCAAGGUUGGGGAUGCUGCUAGCUCAGUGGCUUUUACAGGGUUGGCAGUGCUAGUCAGUGGAGCAGGAGCUGUAGUCAUUGGAUUCCCCAUGAUGUUUCUGCCACUGCCGAUGAUUUCUGGCUAUUAUGUUGCAAGGUUCUUUACUAAGAAAAGCUUGUCAUCAUACUUUACCUUUGUGGCACUUGCAAGCUUGAUGGUCCUUUGGUUUGUGGUGCACAAUUAUUGGGAUCUGAAUAUUUGGCUUGCUGGCAUGCCAUUGAAGUCCUUCACGAAGUAUGUUGUUGCAGCUGUCAUCAUGGCAAUGGCUGUUCCUGGUUUGGCACUUCUCCCAACAAAACUUCGCUUUCUUCUGGAACUGGGUCUUAUUGGUCAUACAUUGUUGCUAUGCUACAUCGAGAACCGAUUGUUCAACUAUGCCUCCAUGUAUUACUAUGGAUUUGAAGAUGAUAUCAUCUAUCCUAAUUAUAUGGUUUUUAUUACAACCUUUUUGGGCUUGGCUCUUGUAAGAAGAUUAUAUGUGGAUCAGAGACUAGGGCCCAAAGCUGCUUGGAUUUUAACUUGCCUAUAUUCAUCAAAAUUAGCAAUGCUGUUUAUGACAUCAAGAUCAGUUAUAUGGGUGUCAGCUGUUCUGCUACUUGCUGUUACCCCCCCUUUACUUCUUUACAGAGACAAGUCUAAAGGAGCUUCUAAGAUGAAAGUCUGGCAAGCUUAUUUCCAUGCAUCCGUCAUAGCGUUUUCUGCCUGGCUCUGUCGGGAAACAAUUUUUGAAGCUCUACAGUGGUGGAAUGGAAGACCUCCUUCAGAUGGUUUGUUACUGGGUUCAUAUAUUCUGUUGACAGGAGUUGCAUGCAUUCCAAUAGUCGUUCUCCAUUUCCCACAUGUUCAGUUAGCGAAGAGAUUCCUGGUCCUUGUUGUGGCUACAGGCCUUCUCUUCGUUGUUAUGCAGCCUCCUAUUAAGCUAUCAUGGGUAUACCGGUCGGAUUUUAUCACAGCAGCACAUUUAUCUGAUGAUGACAUUUCAAUAUAUGGGUUUGUAGCAUCUAAGCCCACAUGGCCGUCAUGGCUGCUCAUCGCAACUGUGGUACUUACACUAGCAGCGGUUACAUCCAUCAUCCCAGUGAAGUAUGUUGUUGAGUUGAGGGCUUUGUAUGCAGUGGCAGUUGGGAUUACACUAGGCAUCUACAUAUCUGUUCAGUACUUCUUCCAGGCAGUUGUUCUGUAUCCUCUUCUUGUUGCAACAAUUGUCUCUGCGGCAGUCUUUGUCGUAUUCACACAUCUUCCUUCUGAAUCGAGCACAAGGGUUUUGCCAUGGGUGUUCUCUUUCUUGGUAGCUUUGUUCCCAGUCACCUAUCUGCUUGAAGGACACUUAAGAUCCAAAAGUUUUGCAGAUGAGGAUGAAGAAGAGAAGUUCACCAACAUGUUGGCUAUAGAAGGGGGCUAG